GAAUAUUUUCAAAGCCUGGUAAAUGACCUCAAGACUUCAAAGUCACUGCAUGUGGUUCAGUGAAGUCACUGAGAAAAUACAACUUAGUAAGAAAGGCUGACUUGAUUUGAAAAGAUAACAGUUUUUCUGUUCUUUCUUUCUGCAGGUUUUUUCAAUGCAUCGCCAUACCGCCAUGUGGUAAUCUUCUCAGCAUUACCCAAAAGUCAGUGAACAACACUUUGAGCGGCUGACCACAUCAACAGUCUUCCACCUGCACCAGCUGCUCACAUGGCCCACCCUUACGAGCCUUGGCUACGGACAGCAACACCUAGUGGCAGCUCAGAAGACAUGAACAUCCCCUCCUGGUGGGACCUCCACAGGGACGUCCAACCAGGGAGCUGGAUAGACCUGCAGACGGGCCAGGGUGUCGGCUUGCCUUCUGUGAGUCCUGGGAGCUCCAUGGGGUUGCAGUCCGCUAUGGGGCCCUACGGGUCCGACCCGCAGCUGUGCACCUUGUCUCCAGCUCAACACGCUCCAGCCUCGCACUCAUCUCACCUCUUCCCCCAGGAUGGCUUUAAGAUGGAGCCACUGGGCCCGGAAAUGAUGCAGCAAGAACCGUUCUCUUUGGAGGAACCACAGGAGAACGCCGUCUCAGCCCGCCCUAAGCCCCAGCGCCGCUCCUCUGCCAGAGGCGCCGGCCAGGCGGUGUGUCGCUGCCCUAACUGCGUCCAUGCUGAACAGAUGGGCCAGAGCACUGACGACAGCAGGAGGAAGCACAUGCACAACUGCCACAUCCCUGGCUGUGGCAAAGCAUACGCCAAGACCUCCCAUCUGAAGGCCCACCUACGAUGGCACAGCGGGGACCGGCCCUUUGUCUGUAACUGGCUGUUCUGCGGAAAGAGAUUCACACGCUCUGAUGAACUGCAGCGCCACCUGCAGACGCACACUGGCGCUAAGAAGUUCAGCUGUGCAUUAUGUCCUAGAGUGUUUAUGCGCAAUGACCACCUGGUCAAGCACAUGCGCACGCACGAGUCCCCGCCAGGACAUGGGGAGGAUAGGGUAAAUGGAGACGGGAGGAUGGAUAAGGGCUUUGAUGCACCUACACCUCCUCAGUCAUCCUCAAACGUGUCUGCGUCAGACACCACAGAGCCUCCGCUGAAGCUGAAAUGCGAGACAGACCCCUCAGUCUCCAGUGUGACAGGGCAGUCCGGCUAAUUUCAUAACUUUCAGAAGAAUUUAGCAGUUUAAGGUUUCCCUCUCUGUCACAGAGGUGCCAUAGAUUUAUGACAGAAUAGAGAAUAGAAAAAAGGUUUGGACAAACUUUUACUGAUGAAAGUUGGAUGGAACAGAAAGUGUUUGAAAGUCUGUGGUCCUGUGAAUUUAUAAAGUGGACUAACUCAGUGAUAAUCCAAACGUUAUAGCACACAUACAAAAAAAAACAGGAACUGUUUUACUGAUUCUACAGAUAAAACUUUCUUCUGUUUACUUCAAGUGAAGGGUGGCUACGGGGGCAACCAAGCUGAAGCUGCAGCUUGUUGCUGGACUUCCAUCGCUGCUAGAGCCACUAAUACCAGUAGAGCAAGAGACUAGGAUGAGAUCAACUGAAGGUGGCUUAUUAACUUGUUUACAAUGAAAUUUUUGUCUCCAACACAGUUUAAUUUACCAGUUUCAAAGGCAGCAUGCUUUUGAACGGAGAAAGGAGAGAGGGAUGUUUUGUUUUUGUUUCAGACUGUCGUUUACUGUGCAAAUUGUGAUAAGACACUGGAGUAUAAUACAGCAUUUUCUCAAUAUACAAAGAUCAGUAACCAUUUGGAUGGUUGACAGCUCAUACCACAAAACUGUGUGUGUGUGUGUGUGUAUGUGUGUGUGUGUCAGUAUGUAAGUCAUUAAAAUGGUGCAUAAACAAAGUUAAAAGUACAACAGACAGUAAUGCUGUGCUUGUGGCAGCAUGCUGUGAUGUUGAUGUAAUACUAAUAUAAUAUAAUAUAAUAUACUAUAAUAUACCAUACUAUAAUAUAAUAUGAUAUACAAAAUGGGAAUUCUAUGCACUAAAGGCUAGUAUACCAAAAAUGAUAUGUUUCUGUCGCCAACAUAGUCUUGAUGGCAAAACACUUAAUGAGAAAGAUCAUACAGUAGGAGAAUGUCGACACUGGUCCAGUUUAUCAUCUGGAACACGAAGAUGAAAAGUACCAUUAAGUGAUAAUUAUGUGAAAAAAGGUAAACUCACAAAUCACAACUAAUUGAGCCUGAAAACUAAAAAGUGGUCAGACCCGCUGAGGACAGUGACCUCCAGUCCUGACAGGGCAGGUAAGAACAAGAAGAUCAAGUUGGGCGUCAGGACCACCAAAGCCGGACAAGGAGAGAAAAAUGCUGCUGGGUCAAAUGAAACCAAGCUUCUGUUGCUAAAUGAUGGUGACUGUGAUCAUGUUUGGCAUGAACACUACUCCACAUGUCCGCCCAGUCAACACAACAGACUGCGGGUGCUGAACGAAACAGUUUCAGUCCCCUGAUUUGAAGCUGUGCUAGUCAAUAUUUUCAUAUUAACAAAGCAUCAAACGACUUAGUGGUGAACUCAGAGAGAAUUGUCACUCAACUCUGUCGCCCCCCUCUACGAAGUAUGUUAUAUUUAAGAGUAUUUGAGCUGUUUUCAGCAAAAAAUGUAGAACCCGCUGUAGCUCUGAUUGCCCAGCACCAAACGUCAGAAAGACAAAAUUAUCUAAUUGCUGGUGAACGUAGUGAAGCAUUUAGCAUCUAAAGAGCCUGAUAUUUUGCUCAAGGAAUCGGUGAAGACCAACCCAAGCUGAAAGGAGAGUGAAUGUCAGGUCUAUCAGGUGGCUAGAAACACAAACUUCAAAUUAAUGCCAACUUGGAUCUGUGUCUGCUGGAUGUGUAAUUAGGCAACUGUUCGCAAACAACUUAACUUUAUAUGAUGUUAAUAUGUUAUUUUCAUAUUUACAGCUUGAUCUGCUGCCCCCAAGUGGCCCAAAGAGAAUAAUAGCUACUGCUUUUCAUAUCAUGAAUGUGAAACAAUUCAUGCCUUAAAAGGUUCAGGUGUUGGUGGAAGCAGAAGGAUGUCCUACCAGUACUAUCCAGGUGGACCUCUAUUGGGUUUAUACAGCUCUUCCAAAUACCAUUAGCUUGAUAACCAUUUGCGUGUCGGACCAAGAUAUAGUCCAAGUCAAGAGCAAAGAAUGUGUGAAGGGCUUUUCUCUCAACACAUUAUAUUAACAGCUGGUGGUGUGUCUGUAGUUUAUCCAUGGUCACUGACGCUGGCGAAUCAUGUAACAAAACUCUGUCUUAGAAACAUGACAACCAUUUGACUCUGAAUUAGCAUGCAGAAAAAGACUGUGUUAGCAGUCCAAUAGAUUAAAAAAAAUGCAGUUGAACAAUACGAGAAUUUGUUCAGGUUACAUGUUUUGAAUAGAUAACUUUCAUAAUCAAUAUUAUGUGAUCAAUAGUUCUGUAGAGAGUGAGCAGCUUUUCAAUUGGAAACUAUUAGGAUGUAUGUAAUCAUCACAGACAUUAGGCUGAGAUUUCUAUAUUUUAGGGAGCUUGCAUUAUUGGAGGCUCAGAAUUGCUGUAUUUAUGUAUAGAAGAUAAGAAAUGGAAGAAAGUGCUUAAACAUUAGUCAAUUAUUGUGUAUUGACUAUUAUUAUUAUUAUUAUUUUGUGUUGAUGUUAUUAUUAUAGAUAGUCUUCUUUUAUGUUGGUCAGUAGAACAAGAUGAACAACUUUUUUUAAUUGGUUACUGUAGUAAAUGUUUUAGUUGACUGUAAUAAAAUAAGUUCUAAAAUAUUUAAUAAGUUGAGUAUCAUGGUGUAAUAACUUGUAUUUAAUCUAUAAGUGUCCUUUAUUAAAUAAAAAACGAUAUUAUGU
Molecule: messenger RNA, 3854 nt
Organism: Micropterus salmoides (largemouth bass)
Lineage: Eukaryota; Metazoa; Chordata; Actinopteri; Centrarchiformes; Centrarchidae
Product: transcription factor Sp6-like
Exons: 1
Coding region: 268-1194 (308 amino acids)
Biological process (GO): regulation of transcription by RNA polymerase II
Molecular function (GO): DNA-binding transcription factor activity, RNA polymerase II-specific; RNA polymerase II cis-regulatory region sequence-specific DNA binding
Source: RefSeq, a predicted model, not a curated record